ACGGAAAGCAAAGACACCGGGGAUAAAACACUGUCCUUCCCCGCCACAGUUCACGGAAUUUACCUGUUUUCUCGAGGAUAUAUUCACAUGCCAACAUCGGAUAUAUAUGAACAUCUGCACCGUUUAUAUACAAGUAGCUUGACGGGAAAAGGAAAGCAAGAAUGGAUCAAAAUCUAUUUGGCGGGGCUCCACGCUUCCUAACUCGACCUAAGGCCUUCUCACUGUGCGUGGGACGAGAUGCCUCCCUCAGCUGCACUAUUGUGGGAAACCCUGUUCCUGUAGUCACCUGGGAGAAAGAAAAGAUGCUUCUUUCUGCAGGUGGACGCUUCAAAAAAGUAGAAGAUGGGGAUGUUUAUCGACUUACCAUCUAUGAUCUAACUCUAGAAGACAGCGGGCAGUACAUGUGUCGUGCCAAGAACAAUGUUGGAGAGGCAUAUGCAGCUGUAACCCUGAAGGUGGGACUGCCGGAAACUGUGACUGAUCGGGCCCCAGUGUUUACAGUAAAGCCUGUCUCCACCCGUGUGGGUCUAGGGGGUGAUGUUACCUUCUAUUGUCAGGUGGCAGCCCAUCCAGCACCCAACUUUGACUGGGAAAAGGAUGGUCGCUACCUGGGUGAGACCAACCGCAUCAAGAUAAUCUCAGAAAAUGACUCCAGCUCCUUGAGGAUCCAGAGUGUUAGGAGCUUGGACAGUGGUACCUACACCUGCCGUGCACAGAACUCUAUUGGCCGUGCUCAGACCGCUGCUGCUCUGGUGGUCGACCUUCAAGAUACUCGUCUCCUGAAUGCAGACAAGAGCACAUCCCUCCUCUCACACAUGCAGAAGCGGAAAGAAGAUAUGCGGAAGGACAUCUCCUUAUACCGCACCGUGGAAAGUUCCUCAACCACGCAUACAGCCUCAUCUUCCAUGGUCACAGAGGAACUUGGAAGCUUGGGACUCGCCCAUGAUCAGAAGCAGAGGGUUUCGGCCUUAACCAGCAUGUUGCCCAAAGGUGUGUUCACCCGCACCUGUAUGGUGACCGAGGGUAAACAUGCAAAGCUUAGCUGUUUCGUCACAGGCCAUCCCAAACCUCAGAUCAUUUGGAGGAAGGAUGGGGCGAACAUCAGUGAGGGCCGCAGACAUGUGAUGUAUGAGGACCAGGCUGAGAAUUUCAUCCUCAAGGUGCUCUACUGCAAACAAAGUGAUAAUGGCCUGUACACCUGCAAUGCAUCCAACUUGGCUGGACAAACCUAUAGCGCUGUGCUAGUGAUUGUCAAAGAGCCAAAGAUUCCAUUCAAAAAGAAGCUGCAGGAUGUUGAGGUGAAGGAAAAGGAAACAGCAACUUUGCUGUGUGAGGUGCCAAUGCCGAACACAAAGGCCAGCUGGUUUAUGGAGGAGACCCAUCUGGAGGAAAGUACCAAGUACCGCAUGGAUGUGGAGGGCACUCUGCGCCGCCUCACUAUUCACCAUGUCACCACCAAUGAUGAUGCUGUCUACAUCUGUGAGAUGAAGGAAGGCAGCCGCACUGUGGCCGAACUUACAGUGCUGGGCAACAUCACUAAAAAGCUGCCGAGGAAGACAGUGGUGCCAGUUAGCGAUACAGUCAUCUUCUGUGUGGAACUGGAGAAACCAGUAGAUGAUGCAUACUGGACCAGGAAUGGGGAGAGGCUGAAAGAGGACUCCCGAAUUAUUAUUGCCCGUAUUAACAGACAGUACACAUUGACCAUUCGGGAAUGUACUGCGGAAGACUCGGGUGAAGUGGCCUUCAUCGCCCAUGACUGCAAGACAUCCACCCGCUUCUCCGUCACAGCACCAAGGAAACAUCCCCCAGAUGCCCCAGUUGAACCAGUGGUGCGGAACAAAACAGAUUCAUCGAUCACACUGUGCUGGUCUCCACCAGACAGUGAACGGCCUGUACCCAUUACCGGCUAUAUUGUGGAGCGCAGGAAGGUGGGAGCCCAAACCUGGAUUAAAGUCACUAGUACAACUGUGUUUAGCACUGAAUACACCAUCAGUGAAAUUCCAGAAGAGGCAAGCUAUCAGUUCCGCAUCUCAGCAGUCAAUGAUUUUGGUCAGAGUGCCUAUUUGGAGGUUCCUGGAACGUUUUACCUUGAGCCCACAGCGUCAGUGAAGGCAGGCCUGGUGAACUGCAGAGCACAUGCAGGUGAAGAAGCAACUUUCACUGUGGAGCUCUCAGCCGUAUGUUCCGGCUCCUGGACAAUAAACGACAGAUUGAUCCGCAGUGGAUCUGAGUAUCUGAUCACACGCUCAAAGACCACACACACGCUGGUCAUCAGGGAGGUGUCCAUGGAACUGAAUGGAGCACAGGUCAAGUUUGUGGGUGGUGGAUCUCAGAGUGUUGCCACGCUUAGUGUGAAAGCCGCACCUGCACAUUUCACCAAUAAAUCUUCUCAGGCGGAGGUGUUUACUUUCAGCAUGCACUCCUCUGCUCAGAUGUACACAGAGGUGUCUGACUCAAGUGUCCAGGUUUUUUGGAUGAAGAAUGGGAAGGAGCUGAGAAUGGGUAAAAAAUAUGAAGCCACAAGUGUGGAGCGCAAACGCAUACUGACAGUCCACAAUGUUGACCGUGAAGACGUGGGCAUCUAUGAAUGCAUGUGUGAUGGCGAUAAAAUGUCUGUCCAACUUGCCCUAAAAGAAGAGCCGGCUAAGUUUCUUAACAAGCCAAGGGCUCAGCCCCAGGAGAAUGCUGCUCUGGUGGGUGACGUGGUGUUGAGCUGUGAUGUUGCUUCUCCUGGAACUGCUGUUGUGUGGAAGAAAGAACAGAUAGAAAUAACGGAGGACAAGAGGACAACUUUUAUAUCUCAGGGGACACAAAGGAAGCUGGUCAUUAGGGGUGCCAAGCAGAGCGAUGAAGGACACUACUCGUGUGAGACGGCAGAGGACAAAAUGACAUUCCUGGUCAAGAUAAAAGAAACUCGUGCUGCUUUCACCAACAAAGACUCUUAUCAGAAGGAAGUGAAGGUUUCAUCCUCCCAAAAAGCCACACUGAGCUGUGAAGUUUCUGAUGCCAAGACUGAGGUGAAAUGGUUCAAGGAUGGCAAGCAGUUGAUUUCCAGUAAGACUGUCCAGAUGGAGUCAAAGGGCAAGAGUCGUCAGCUGCUGCUGGAGAAUGUGGAAAAGAAGGAUGCUGGAGAGUACACCUGUGAAGUUGGAGAUGAAAAGCUGGCCUUUAAGAUUCGGGUGGAAGACAUUCAAGCUGCCUUCUCCAACAAGGACUCUUAUCAGAAGGAAGUGAAGGUUUCAUCCUCCCAAAAAGCCACACUAAGCUGUGAAGUUUCUGAUGCCAAAACUGAGGUGAAAUGGUUCAAGGAUGGCAAGCAGUUGAUUUCCAGUAAGACUGUCCAGAUGGAGUCAAAGGGCAAGAGUCGUCAGCUGCUGCUGGAGAAUGUGCAGAAGAAGGAUGCUGGAGAAUAUACCUGUGCAGUUGGAGAUGAAAAGCUGGUCUUUAAGAUUUGGGUGGAAGACAUUCAAGCCGCCUUCUCCAACAAGGACUCUUAUCAGAAGGAAGUGAAGGUUUCAUCCUCCCAAAAAGCCACACUGAGCUGUGAAGUUUCUGAUGCCAAAACUGAGGUGAAAUGGUUCAAGGAUGGCAAGCAGUUGAUUUCCAGUAAGACUGUCCAGAUGGAGUCAAAGGGCAAGAGUCGUCAGCUGCUGCUGGAGAAUGUGCAGAAUAAGGAUGCUGGAGAAUAUACCUGUGCAGUUGGAGAUGAAAAGCUGGUCUUUAAGAUUUGGGUGGAAGACAUUCAAGCUGCCUUCUCCAACAAGGACUCUUAUCAGAAGGAAGUGAAGGUUUCAUCCUCCCAAAAAGCCACACUGAGCUGUGAAGUUUCUGAUGCCAAAACUGAGGUGAAAUGGUUCAAGGAUGGCAAGCAGUUGAUUUCCAGUAAGACUGUCCAGAUGGAGUCAAAGGGCAAGAGUCGUCAGCUGCUGCUGGAGAAUGUGCAGAAGAAGGAUGCUGGAGAAUAUACCUGUGCAGUUGGAGAUGAAAAGCUGGUCUUUAAGAUUUGGGUGGAAGACAUUCAAGCCGCCUUCUCCAACAAGGACUCUUAUCAGAAGGAAGUGAAGGUCUCAGCGUCCCAAAAAGUAACACUGAGCUGUGAAGUUUCUGACAUCAAGACUGAGGUGAAAUGGUUCAAGGAUAGCAAGCAGUUGAGCUCCAGUAAGACGGUCCACAUGGAGUCAAAGGGCAAGAGUCGUCAGCUAGUGCUGGAGAAUGUGGAAAAGAAAGAUGCUGGAGAAUAUACCAGUGAAGUUGGAAAUGAGAAACUUGCUUUUGAAAUUCAAGUGACAGACAUUCAAGCUGCCUUUUCCAACAAGGACUCCUAUCAGAAGGAAGUUAAAGUAGGAGCUUCCCAGAAGACCACACUGAGCUGCGAAGUUACUGACUAUAAGACCGAGGUGAAAUGGUUCAAGGAUGGCAAGCAGUUGAGCUCCAGUAAGACGGUCCACAUGGAGUCAAAGGGCAAGAGCCGUCAGCUAGUGCUGGAGAAUGUGGAGAAGAAUGAUGCUGGAGAAUAUACCUGUGAAGUUGGGAAUGAGAAACUUGCCUUUAAAAUUCAGGUGACAGAUAUUCAAGCUGCCUUCACCAACAAAGACUCCUACCAGAAGGAAGUGAAAGUAGCUGCUUCCCAAAAAGCCACACUGAGCUGUGAGGUUUCUGACCCAAGGACUGAGGUGAAAUGGUUUAAAGAUUGCAAGCAGUUGAGCUCCAGUAAGACCAUCCACAUGGAAUCAAAGGGCAAGAGCCGUCAGCUGCUGCUGGAUAAUGUGGAGACAAAGGAUGCUGGAGAAUAUACCUGUGAAGUUGGGAAUGAAAAGCUGCCAUUUAAGAUUCAGGUGGCAGAGCUUAAAGCUGCAUUUACCAACAAGGACUCUUAUCAGAAGGAAGUGAAGGUUUCAUCCUCCCAGAAAGCCACACUGAGCUGUGAAGUUUCUGACAUCAAGACUGAGGUGAAAUGGUUCAAGGAUGGCAAGCAGUUGAGCUCCAGUAAGACAGUCCACAUGGAGUCAAAGGGCAAGAGUCGUCAGCUGCUGCUGGAGAAUGUGGAAAAGAAAGAUGCUGGAGAAUAUACCUGUGAAGUUGGAAAUGAGAAAUUUCUCUUCAAGAUUCAGGUGAAAGAUGUUUCUACCAAAUUCCAGAAGAAAUCUGUGACCAAAGAAAUUGUGAUGGUUGAGUCAACAGAAAAGGUUGUUUUAAAAACCGAGGUAAUGUUGGAGAAUUGUAGUGUUCAGUGGUUCAGAGAUGGAAUAGAACUGAAAGACGGAUCAAAGUAUGAGAUGAAACAGGAAGGUCGCUCACGUGUCCUCAUCAUUAAGUCAUCUGAAUCUAAAGACAGCGCCACCUACACUUGUCAGACGGCUGAUGACAAAGUGGAGUUCAACGUUCAAGUCAAAGAUGCACCGUUAAAGUUUGUGGUGCCAUUGCAGCCAGUGUCUGCAGUACUAGAAAGCACCAUGACACUUUCCUGCACUCUCAACAAAGCCACUGUUAGUGUCCUCUGGAAGCAUAACGGCAAAGAAAUCAAACCAGGUGGAAGAUUCAGCAUCCGCACUGAUGGCACCAACUGCAUCUUGACUGUCUCCGCUGUGGCUCAGGAGGAUGAAGGGGAGUACAGCUGUGAAUGUAAAGAUGACAAGACCACCACCAAAGUCACUACUAAAGCCCCACGUCUGGUGAGGUUCACUACCAGGCUGAACAAUGUUGUUGCAAAUGAAGGCAAAGAUGCUAUCUUUAAAUGCUCCAUCACACCAACUGAUGUGAGUGUCAGAUGGCUGCGUAAUGACAUUCCUAUUAUAACUAGUCCCAAAUUUAAGAUUGCUCAUGGAGGAAGCAGUCAUUCUCUCAUCAUCACAGCUGUCACUCAGGAGGAUGCAGGAGAGAUCAGUAUCGAUGCCGAGGGGAAAGUCUGCAAAGCCACACUCCAAGUACAACAGCUUCCUGUCACCUUUAAGAAGAAGCUUUCAGAUGAGACUGUGACUGAGCAGGACACAGUUCGUUUAGAAGUGGAGCUGAGUAAACCCUCAACAGAUGUGAAGUGGAUGAAGAAUGGUGUGGUACUACAGCAAGGAGAAAAUAUGGAGAUCCAUGUGGAUGGUCCCAAGCAGGCUUUGGUCCUCAAGAGUGUGGCGUAUGCUGACAGAGGACAUUACUCAUGUGAAACCCUAGAUGACAAGACCCAGGGCAAACUGACAGUAGAGAUUAAGAAGAUUCAAAUCGUAAAAGGCAUAAAAGAGAUCAAAGUGCAAGAGAAAGAGACCAUCACUAUGGAGGUGGAACUAAGCAAGGCUGAUGUAGAAGGUUCCUGGAGCAAAGGUGGAAAGAAACUAAAGGCAGGACCCAAUAUCAUCAUUACUGUACUGGGCAACAAGCACUGCUUGACUAUGUCCCAGCUGAAGAUAAGUGAUGGUGGAACUAUAACUUUCCAGGCUGAAGAUGUCCAUACUUCUGGCAAACUAAUUGUUACAGAGCCUGCUGCAAAGAUCCUCAAACCUCUACGGGAUAUCAGUGCUCCUGAAAAGGAGAAAAUCAUUUUUGAAUGCGAGGUGUCAAGAGCAAAUGCUGAUGUCAAGUGGUUUAAGAAUGAUGAGGAACUGAAGCCAGGAAAGAAAUUUGGCAUCCAUUCCCAGGCCAAUAAGCGCACCCUCAUCAUCCAUAAGUGUGCAUAUGAAGACCAGGGCCAGUAUAUAUGUAGAACAACAGAUGACAAUACUUCAGCCAAGCUCACUGUUCACGCAAGAGAUAUUAAAAUAGUGAAGCCGCUGCAGGACGUGGAGGUGACAGAGAAGGAGAGUGCAACGUUUGUCUGUGAGGUCUCCCACGAUGAGGUUGAGUCUCAGUGGCACAAAGGAGAUGCCAAACUCAAAGCCGGAGACAACAUAAAGAUAAGGCAGGAGGGAAGAACAUAUAUUCUGCUCUUCAAAUCUGUAAAGACUGAGGAUGCAGGUGAAAUCAAGUUCACAGCUGAGAAGUCCUCUUCAGCUGCUAAACUGAAGGUUAAAGAGCAGGCUAUCAGCAUAGUACGGGAACUGAGUUUUUUGGAGGUGACCGAGCCAUUUGCUGCCCACUUUGAGGUUGAAGUCAGCGUGGAGACAGUCAAGCCAGUGAAGUGGAUGCUAAAUGGGGAACAGCUGAAGGAGAGUACCGACAUCGAGAUGGAGAAAGAAGGAACCAUGCACCGCCUCACUUUUAAAAAGACCAAGACCUCCAUGUCAGGACUGGUACAGUUCACCGCCGGAAAGAGUAAAUCAACAGCCGAGCUCAAAGUGAAAGAGCGUCCCAUUGAAGUCCUGGAGCCUCUCAAAGAUGUUUCAGCCAAGGAAAAGACUUCCACCACACUAUGCUGCAAGUUCUCUGCCCCACCAAAAGAAGUACGGUGGUUUAAGGGUCAAACUGCUUUGAAGGUUUCUAGCAAAUACAACAUGAAGCAAAAGGACGCUAAUGUGCAGCUGAUCAUACAAAGUUUGAGUGCAGAGGACUCUGGAGAGUAUAGCUGUCAGGUCGGGGUCUGUGAGAGCAAAGCCGUUCUCAAAGUAGAAGUGCGUAAAAUCCAGAUCACCAAACAUCUGACAGAUGUGGAGGUGGAUGAAGAUGGUGAUGCUGUGUUCACCUGUGAGGUUAACUAUGCUGAUGAAGAGGUCCAGUGGAUCCUCAAUGACACGCCACUCUUCAGCAAUGAGGUCAAUGCCAUCACCCAUGUGGAUAAGACCCAUACGCUCACCCUCAAGAACCUAGCACCUCAGGAUGGUGGAAAGGUGUCAUUUAGCAUCAGGGAUGUGAAAGAAACAGUCUGCCUAAAGGUCAAAGAGAAAAAAGCCAUCUUCCUGAAGUUGCUGGAUGAUGUAGUUGCAGAGGAGAAGGGUACAGUUACCCUUAAGUGUGAAGUCUCAAAGCCCAGAGUGGCCCCUGUGUGGCGCAAAGAUGGUACAGUCCUGUCGGCAGGCAAAAAGUACGAGCUCCUCCAUGAUGGUAAGACCUUGGGACUUACUAUCCAUGAUGUCAUGAAAACUGACGCCGGGGAGUACAGCUGUGAUCUUGGCACAGACCUCUCCAAGUCCAAGGUCACUGUUAGAGAUAUCCACAUUGGGAUCACCAAGCGUUUUAAGUCAGUAGAGGCCAAAGCAGGUGAAAACUGCACAUUUGAGUGUAUCUUGUCCCGAGAGAGCUCAGAGAAGUGCACCUGGAGCCUAAAAGGUCAACCUGUCACUGAUGGAGGCCGUUUCCAAAUAAGCAGCAAAGGGCGCAAGUAUACCUUAACAAUCAAAGCUGUCUCAGUUUCUGAUUCUGGUGAGGUAGUCUUCACACUCAAGGAUUUGAGCUCAAAGGCAACACUUACUGUUGAGGGUGAAGCUCCUACCAUAUCUAAAGAGCUUCAGGGUGUCAGUGCCACAAUUGGUGAAGAUGCCACAUUCUCCUGUGAGCUUUCUCAAUCUGGACUGGAAGUGAAGUGGUCAAAGGAUGGGAAGUCUAUCAGAAAAAGCCAGAAAUAUGAAAUCAGUCAGGAGCAGACGCUUGUAAAGCUGACAAUCCGCAACGUCACUGAAAAAGACUCUGGAGAAUAUAGCUGUGAGGUCACCGGUGGUCCAACCUCCAAGGCUAAACUGGAGAUCAAAGAACUGGCCAACAAAUUCAUUUGUGAACUAAAGGAUGCCACUACAGAAGAGACGAGUGCUGUCUCCUUUGAAUGUGAGACAGCCCAACCUGCCUCUAAAGUCACCUGGCUGAAAGGAACAAAGGAGAUCAGGGCUGGAGGAAGGUAUGAGCUUACGCAAAAAGGAACUGUCCUCAUCCUCAAAGUGAAGGAUCUGGAGAAGAGUGACAGUGAUGUAUACACCUGUGACAUUGGCUCUGCGAAGAGUACAGCCAACUUGACAGUAAAAGUGGUACCAGCUAGGUUUAAGGGGCAGAUGAAGAACCAACAGGUUACUGAAGGUGGGAAAGUCUUACUUUCCUGUGAGCUCUCAAAACCUGGUUGCCAAGUGCUAUGGAGAAAGGGAACCGAAAAUCUGAAACAUGGGGAAAGAUAUCAGAUAUCGCUGAGGGACACCAUAUGUGAGCUACAGAUUUCAGACUUAGUGCCUGAGGACAGUGGAGAAUAUUCCUGUGAUUGUGGAAACGAAAAAACAACAGCAAAUGUUGUUGUCAGUGCAUUACCGGUGGUCUUCAGACAUGAGCUACAAAGCCAAGAGUGUGACGAAGGAGCCAGUGUUACUCUUCACUGUGAACUCUCAAAGCCUAAAGUUCCUGUUGUUUGGAAGAAAGGAACGCAGGUUCUCAAUUCUGGCGAAAAGUACCUCAUCAAACAAGAUGGGGCUAGUGUUGAGUUGAAAAUUGCUGACUUCAGAAAUGAAGAUUCUGGACAAUAUACAUGUUUGUGUGGGGACAAAAAGACUACAACAAACAUUAAGAUCAGGGCAUUGAUCUUCAAACGAGAACUACAAAACCAGGAGUGUCAAGAGGCAGACAGUGUUACUCUUCAGUGUGAGCUCUCCAAACCAGGAGUUCCUGUAGUUUGGAGGAAAGGAACACAAGUGAUCCAUUCUGGAGACAAAUACCAAAUCAAGCAAGUUGGUUCUGUUUUUGAGCUGAAGAUCACUGAUGUCAAACCUGAAGAUGCUGGAGUCUAUAGUUGUGAUUGUGGGUUUAACAAGACCUCAUCUACCAUUACAGUCAAUGCACUACCAGUGGUCUUCAUACAUGAGCUGCAAAACCUGGAAUGUGUUGAAGGAGGUAGUGCUACUCUGUCCUGUGAGCUUUCCAAACCUGGUGUCCCUGUGCAGUGGAAAAAAGGAAGCCAUGUUAUCCAAUCUGAAGGAAAGUACAUCAUCAGGCAGAUUGCCUCAAAGGUGGAGCUGAAGAUCACAGAUCUCAAACCUGAAGAUGAAGGAGACUACACAUGUGUAUGUGGAGACAAGGCAACCACUGCCAAUAUGAAGAUAAAGGCUCACCCAGUUCAGUUUACGGAAGUACUGCCAAACCAAGCAUGUGAUGAAGGUGGCAGUGUUACUCUGCGAUGUGAACUCUCAAAGCCUGGCGUUCCUGUGGUUUGGAGGAAAGGAACACAGGUGAUCCAUUCUGGAGGAAAGUGCCUCAUCAAACAAGUUGGGGCUAUGGCUGAGUUGAAGAUCAUUGAUGUUAAACCUGAAGAUGCUGGGGACUAUGUUUGUGAUUGCGGAGACAGCAUGACAACUGCCAAUGUAAAAGUUAACGCUCUUCCAGCCACCUUCACACAAGAGCUGAAAAACCAGACAGCUAUUGAAGGAGAAAGUAUCAUCUUCCAUUGUGAGCUCUCCAAACCUGGAGUUCCUGUAGUUUGGAGGAAAGGGACACAAGUGAUUAAUUCUGGAGGAAAGUACCUCAUCAAACAAGUUGGCUCUACGGUUGAGCUGAAGAUCACUAAUGUUAAACCUGAAGACGCUGGAGAUUAUGUUUGUGAUUGUGGAGAUAACAUCUGCACUGCUAACAUCAGAGUCAAUGCAUUACCAGUGGUCUUCAAACGUGAGCUACAGAACCAAGAGAUUCAGGAAGGGGACAGUGUUACUUUGCGGUGUGAACUCUCAAAACCAGGCAUUCCUGUGGUUUGGAGGAAACGAACACAGGUGAUCAGUUCUGGAGGAAAGUACAUAAUCAAGCAAAUAAGCUCUACUGUUGAGCUGAAGAUCACUGAUGUCAAACCUGAAGAUGCUGGGGAUUAUGUUUGUGAUUGCGGAGACAGCAUGACAACUGCCAAUGUAAAAGUUAACGCUCUUCCAGCCACCUUCACACAAGGGCUGAAAAACCAGACAGCUAUUGAAGGAGAAAGUAUCAUCUUCCAUUGUGAGCUCUCCAAACCUGGAGUUCCUGUAGUUUGGAGGAAAGGGACACAAGUGAUUAAUUCUGGAGGAAAGUACCUCAUCAAACCAGUUGGCUCUACGGUUGAGCUGAAGAUCACUGAUGUCAAACCUGAAGACGCUGGAGAUUAUGUUUGUGAUUGUGGAGACAACAUCACCACUGCUAACAUCAGAGUCAAUGCAUUACCAGUGGUCUUCAAACGUGAGCUACAGAACCAAGAAAUUCAGGAAGGGGACAGUGUUACUUUGCGUUGUGAACUCUCAAAACCUGGAGUUCCUAUGGUUUGGAAAAAAGGAACACGGAUGAUCCCUUCUGAAGGAAAGUACCUCAUCAAGCAAGUUGAGGCUACAGUUGAGCUGAAGAUCACUGAUGUCAAACCUGAGGAUGCUGGAGAUUAUGUUUGUGAUUGCGGAGACAGCAUGACAACUGCCAAUGUCAAGGUUAACGCUCUUCCAGCCACCUUCACACAAGAGCUGAAAAACCAGACAGCUAUUGAAGGAGAAAGUAUCAUCUUCCAUUGUGAGCUCUCCAAACCUGGAGUUCCUGUAGUUUGGAGGAAAGGGACACAAGUGAUCCAUUCUGGAGGAAAGUACCUCAUCAAACAAGUUGGCUGUACUGUCGAGAUAAAGAUCACUGAUGUUAAACCUGAAGAUGCUGGAGACUAUACUUGUGAUUGCGGAGAAAGCAUUACCACAGCCAAUGUCAAGGUUAAUGCACUUCCAGCCAUCUUCACACAAGCACUGAAGAACCAGACAGCUGUUGAGGGACAGACCAUCAGCUUCCAGUGUGAACUCUCCAAAGCAGACAUUCUAGUUGAGUGGCGCAGGGGUGAAAUUGGCCUAUACCCCUGUGCUAAAUAUGAAUUCAAGAAAGAUGGCCACCGUGCCCAACUGAUCAUACAUGACCUUGAACCUGAGGACUCAGGUGACUAUAUCUGUGACACUGGAGAACGCCAAAGCAUUGCAUAUCUGGAAGUUAAGGCACUGCCAGUUCUUUUCAAAUCAUCUCUGAAAGAUCUAGAAAGUGAAGCUGGGGAAAAUGCAGUUUUUCGAUGUGAACUUGACAAAGCUGGAGCCAAAGUCAUCUGGAGGAAAGACAAGAGUGUAAUAGAAGCAAGCAAAAAAUAUCAGCUGAAGCAAGAUGGGGCUGUUGCUGAGCUUAUCAUUUACAAGCUGCAAGGAGGAGACGCUGGAGACUACUGCUGUGAAACAGAACAUGAUCGGACAUCUGCCAAACUUGCUGUAAAGGAACCUGAUAUCAUAAUCUUAACUGGCUUGAAGAGCUGCAUUGUCAAUGAAGGCGAGGACGUUCAUUUCGAAUGCCUUGUCUCUCAUGAUAAUGCACUCAUUGUUCAGUGGAUGCUGCAAGAUGUUCCACUACAGAACAAUGAGAGGAAUGAAAUCCGAAUGGAAGGCAAAAGGCACACACUUACACUAAGAAGUGUCACACAGAAAGACUCAGGCACGGUGUCCUUCCAUGUUGGUGCACACACUUCUUUUGCUUGUCUUACAGUUAAAGCAAUCCCUGUGCUAUCGUUUGUGAAGGAGUUAACAAGCCAGGAAGUCACAGAGGGAGGCAGUGCUUCAUUAUGUUGUGAAACUUCAAUCCCUGAUGCCAGUGUGACCUGGAAGAAGGGCACUCAGGUCCUAUCUGAUGGAAAGAAGUAUUCCAUAAAGAAGAUGGGCACAUUCCAAACUUUAGAAAUCUAUAAGCUAUCAGUGGACGAUGGUGGCGAGUACAUAUGUGAAGUGGGAGACAAACGAAGCAAAGCUACAUUGACCGUCAAAGAAUGUGUAAAAAUCACAAGAGAAUUAAAGGAUGUGACUGUGAUAACGGGCGAGGAUGCUAUCUUCCAGUGUGAGGUAUCACAUACAGGGGUAACGAAUGUUGAGUGGUGGCUCGGCUCCAACCACCUUCAAAACAAUGACUUAAAUCAAAUCAGCUGCAGAGGGAGGGAACACAGCCUAGUGCUGAAAAUGGUCACACCCGAUGAUUCAGGUGAUGUAGCCUUUGUGGUUGGCCCUCAGAAGAGCAUCGCCUACUUGUUGGUGCAGGAGAAACCCAAAGUCAUAUUCUUAGAGAAGCCUCUGGACUUAACUGCCAAAGAGGGUCAAACAGUCACACUGUCCUGCAUGACUUCUGACCCUGAGGCCUCUGUCACCUGGUACAAAGAUGAAGCGAUGAUAAAGGCAGGUGGACGCUAUCUGCUCUACAAGGAUAGAGCUGUCCAUCAGCUCCGCAUCCUUAGGGUGGAGGAAGGAGAUGCAGGGCUGUAUACAUGCAAAACCAAAGAUGCAGAAAGCUGCGCCAACCUUACUGUAAAAGGUCAACCUGCAUACUUCCGGAAGGAGUUAGAAAACCAGAAUGCAAUAGAGGGAGAUAGUAUCACCUUGCUUUGUGAACUCUCUAAGCCGGUUAAAAGUAUAGAGUGGAGAAAGGGUGGAGUGGUGCUCCAACCCAGUAAGAAAUUUGAGAUGAAACAGGAAGGUUGUGUGCUGGAGCUCCAUGUCCAUAAUCUGGAACCAGAGGACAAUGGCUACUACACUUGUGAUGCUGGAGACCAGUUAACCACAGCAUCACUCACUGUGCAAGAGGCUGAGGUUCUCAUAGUAUCGGGUAUAAAGAAUAUAGAUGUGUAUGUGGGCGAACAGGCAAUUUUCUCCUGCCAGCUCUCUCGCCGUGCCAAAGGCAGAGUUCAGUGGUGGCUAAAUGGCACUCGUUUGGACAACAGUACCUUCAGUGAAAUAAGUGUGGGUGAAGACCAUGUCUACACUCUCACUCUAAGGAACCUUUCUCCCAAUUUUUCGGGUACAGUCCUGUUAAAAACAGGUGGUCUGACAUCAUCCGCCAAGCUGUUAGUGAAAGAUCCUAAUGUGGAGGUGGUCAGUGCCAUGGAGGACCAACUUGUAGCAGAAAACCAGCCUGCAGAGUUUAUCUGUCAGUACUCCCGGUCAGUCAAAGCUGUAUGGAAGCGAAACAGCAUACCUGUGCAAGCAGACGGUCGCAGGGUGAUAGUGGAACAGGACUGGACUGUUGCGCGGUUGUACAUUAGCUGUGUGGAGCCCCAGGAUGGGGGGAUGUAUUCCUGUGAGGCAGAAGGAACCUCCGUUGUGGCACAUCUCAGGGUGCAAGCUAAACCAAUUGAUAUUCUCCAAGAGCUGAGUAACGUGGAGACCAUUAAUGGCGGGGAAGCACUUUUUGAAUGCUCCUUGUCUCGUCCUGAAACCAAAGACUGCCGGUGGUUAAUUGAUGGCAAGUCUGUAAAGGAGUCUGCAAAAGUGGAGAUUGUUUCCUUUGAGAGUGGUAGACGCCAUCUUCUGCUUUUAAAGGACUUGCAUCCCUGUGAAAACACAAGGGUUACAUUCCAAGCUGGCGCUUCAUCAACUUCUGCUCUUCUGUCUGUCAAAGCUUGGCAACUGGAGGUGGUCAAGCCUUUGGAAGAUAAGACCGCCAUUGCAGGAGAGCAAGUUGAGUUCACUUGUGUAUUGAAUGAAGCUGUGCCUGAGAGUGAAGUGACUUGGUAUGCAAAUGGUGUUGGGCUUCAAUGUAAUGACCAAUGGGCCAUGAAAGCCAGUGGCUCUUCCUACAGUCUAAUUUUGAAGAAAGCCCAGGCUCAGCCCACACAAGAAAUCACAUUUGCAGCUCGGGAUGCCUUAUCGAUGGCCAAACUCAUCACAAUAUCUGUGCCUGAUCCCCCUGAAGACCCAGAGUUGGUUAGUAAAGGCCCAACGUUCGUCACCUUGUCUUGGUUCACACCCCUCAGUGAUGGAGGAAGCCCAAUCAUUGGAUACCGUGUGGAAAUGCGUCUAGUCGACAGUAUCCUCUGGCUGCCCUGCCACACAGAACCAGUGUGCAACACUGAAUUUCUGGUUGAAAACCUCAUACCGGGGGCAGGUUACAGGUUCAGAGUGGCAGCCAUUAACCGUGCUGGUAUUGGAGAGCCUGUCCAGCUGCCUCAAACCGUGACACUUGAUGCACCAGUGACCAUGACCAAAAUGUUAAGCAGCUCUAAGAUCCAAAAAGGAAAGAUGGUUCGUUUAGAGUGUGAACUUUCUACAGAGACCAAAUCAGUCACAUGGUUCAAGGACAACAGAGAGAUAGAGUUUGGAGUCAAGUACCAAAUGGUAGCAGAAGGAAAGAGCCAAGUUUUGCUCAUAAAGGAUUUCCAGUCUACAGACCAGGGUGUCUAUUCUUGUGUAGCAUCAGAAGAGGCAAAGACUUCAAUCAACCUUAACCUCGAAGGAGAUGACACAACACUUUCUCAGGAUGAGGGCAGCCAGCCCAAACUGCCCCCUGAGGCUGCUUCCGAGGGAGAUUUACAUGCUCUAUGGGAUGCAGUGGCCAAGAAGAGGAGAAUGAGUCGAGAGCCCACAUUAGAUUCAAUUUCAGAGUUGCCAGAAGAAGAUGGAAAGGAAAAGGCCCAGAGCAAAGAAGGAAAAGUAAAAAAGGAAAAGGAAGUGAGACCUGUUAAGCCACCUCCCAAGAUCACAGCAGAGCCUAAUCUCUAUACAAGUUCUGAUGAGGAAUCUCUCAGUGGGACAACAAGCUUGAUGUCUUACCUUAAGAAAAGCAGCAAGUCCUCUGUGACUGAGACUACUGCCUCCACGAAACUGUAUGAGCACUUCCAGAUGACUGAGCAAUCUGUUACAAAGACAUCUGUAGAGCCCCUCAUGGAAGCUCCGAAAGGGGAUGAGUUGCAAGAUGCUGCUGUCAAGAUUCAGGCAGCCUUCAAAGGUUAUAAAGCCAGGAAGGACAUGCGACCAGUCUUCAAAGAAGCAUUCAAGGAUCAGACUAAGGAGCCCAAUGGGACAAUUCAUAUUGAGUGCAUUGUGGAGGGUAAGCCAGAUAAAGUUCGCUGGCUGAAAGAUGGUGAACCCUUAACAGAUGGCAAGCACCAUCACAUUGACAUAUAUAAUGAUGGCACCUGCUCUCUGGUAGUGACUGCUGCCACAACUAAAGACACUGGUGUAUAUACUUGUGAAGUUACCAAUAAGUUUGGUGUUUCCACCCAUAGUGGAAAAGUCACUGUAGGGACACUGCGGGAAUCUUCUGGGCGACGCCCUCUCACUCUUGGCUACAGUGCAGAUAGUGAAGCUGAGAGCUCCUCAGGGAGUGAGAUGGAUGAGACUUUACGGCAAGCGAGUAAACGAUUACGGCGACUUCUACGUACUCACCUCCCUCCAGAUGUGGAAGAGGAACCUUUUGUUAGUGCAGAUGAAGGAGAUUUACCGCCACCAGAUCUACAGACUUAUAGGGAAGAUGAUCAGUAUAUCUACAUCCGCUUUGAUAACCGUGCAGAAGCUCAAGUAGCUUCCCAGCGCUUCCAGGAAAUGUUUACUUAUCAAGGAGUGCCCAUCGAAACGGCCAUCAUAGCAGCAGCAGGUGCUAAAGUAGAGUUGCGUAUAACAAAGAUGAGUCUCUCCCAAGAUGGCUCCCAAACCCCAACUCAGGACCAACCAAUGCCUGCUUUCAUGACAGGAGCCCCUGCGGCCCCCAUCAUCCUGACGGAGCUCCGUAGCCAAGAUGUUCCUGAUGGGUUUCCAGUCAGUUUUGACUGUGUAAUUGUCGGCAACCCCCCUCCCACUGUGAGAUGGUUCAAGGAUGGAAAGAUGUUGGAGGAAAACGACCAUUACAUGAUCAACGAAGACCAGGAAGGCCAUCACCAGCUGAUCAUCACAGCUGUUCUGCCCACAGACAUGGGCGUGUACCGAUGCAUGGCUGAAAAUGACAGUGCCAUCGCCUCCAGCAAGGCUGAGCUGAGGGUGGACAUGUCUUGCAGUUCAGACUAUGACACAGCAGCUGAUGCCACAGAGACGUCUUCCUAUGUCAGUGCUAAAGGUUAUGUGUCUAGCUCGGAGCACAGGGACACAGAGGCUUUUGAGUCUGUGGCUGAGGACGAGCAGCUUCCUCAGAUUGUGGAUGAGUUACAUGAUUUAUUCCUCAGUCCUGGAGCACCCAUUGCCAAAAUGAAUGUCAGGGUCAAAGGAUUUCCAACACCAAGGGUUUACUGGUUCAAAGACGGCACCCCACUCCAAGGCUCCAGCAGAAUUGCAUUGUCGACCAAACGGGAUCAACACAGUCUUGAGAUUUUGGAUGUUAAGCGUGAGGACACCGGAGAAUACUCGGCAUAUUUUAGCAAUAUAGCUGGCUCUGCCUACUCUUCAGCAAGAUUGAAUGUACUGGCUCCUGGAGAGCGCCCAGCACCUGAACAGAGACGAAUGAGAGAUUCAAAGGUGCCACUUGUGCCGCCACGCUUCCUGGAGAGAUUCAGCAACAAGAAGGUGAAACAGGGAGCAAGUAUAACGCUGUCAGUCAAAGUGGAAGGCUCCCCAACCCCAUCUGUAAACUGGUUAAAGGAAGUGUCAGAUAAGGAUGUUCUUUGGAUCAAAGCAGACACACAAGGUUACAAGGUGGCCAGCUCUGGCCGUCAACAUAGUCUCAUCCUCAUGGAAGUGGGAAAAAAACAUGGCGGCAUGUACACUUGCAUCGCCACCAACCGUGCUGGACAGUCAGUCAACACAGCCCGACUGGAUGUGGAGACAGCACCAGAGCAAAAGAAAGUGGGUCCAGAGGUUCUGGGAAUUACUAUCAGCCCACCAGAGGAACAGGGAAAAGGAGAGAUCAAACUACCUUCCCUGGGUGAAGUGGGUACUGAUGAAUUCUUACAAAAACUCACAACCCAAAUCACAGAAAUGGUAUCUGCCAGGAUUACUCAAGCUUCAUUACGUGUCCCAGGAGCUGACGAUGACGAUGAUGAAAUGAAAACCCCAUCCCCAUCUCCACAUCAUUGCCGAUCACGCCCUCCAUCUCUGAUCGCAGACUCAUCAUCUGAGUCUGAUGAAGGAGAUGCCAGGGGAGAGAUGUUUGAUAUCUACGUGGUGACCGCUGACUACAACCCCAUGGGGGUCAGUCAAGAUGCCAUCGCUCUGAAGGAGGGCCAGUAUGUGGAGGUUCUGGACUCUGCCCAUCCACUUAAAUGGCUGGUCCGCACCAAGCCCACAAAAUCCAACCCAUCUCGCCAGGGAUGGGUCUCGCCUGCAUAUCUCGACAAAAGACUGAAGCUGUCUGCAGACGUAGCAGACCUCCCAGAGACCUCCAGAGAAGAAGUCUCAGAGACGGAGUACAAGAAGAAACGCUGUCAACUUGUCCAAGAGCUGAUCAACACAGAAACUGAGUUUCUGAAGCAGAUGGAGUUCUUCACUUCACACUAUCUGAAGCAUGUGGAGGAGCAGAGCACACCACCUGAAAUCACCAGCCAGAAGGAAACCAUCUUCCGCAAUAUCAAUGAUUUGAAAUCCUUCCACAGCAGCUCUUUGCUACCUGGCCUGCAUGAUUGUGACACAGAUGAUGACAUUGCCAUGCAUUUCCUGAGAAACUCUGAAGGGUUUGAGAAAUAUCUGCAGUACUUCAUUGGACAACUGCAAGCUGAGUCAGCCAUCAGUGAGAAAGAAGUGCACCAGUAUUUCAAGGAUUAUACAGCCUCAGAGUUGGCAAAUGUUGACCCCUCAGAAGGUCCAGUGCUAAGCAUCAAUGCUUACCUUCAGAGACCACCAGAGAGAAUUCAGAAUUACAGGGCUUUACUGAAGGAAUUGAUCCGGAAUAAAGCGAGGAACGGUCAGAACUGCUGUUUGUUGGAGCAAGCCUAUGCCAUGGUGUCGUCCCUCUCCCAGCGCUCAGAAAACACACACCAUGUAUCUCUCAUAGAGAGCUACCCCGCCAAUCUGGAGGCGCUGGGAGAACCUAUAAGACAGGGGCCUUUUAUUGUUUGGGAAGGAGCUCCUGGAAUUCGAACAUCUUCCAGAGGUCACCACCGCCACGUCUUCCUCUUCAAAAACCAUGUGGUCAUCUGCAAACAGAAGAGAGACACUAAUACAGACACUCAGGCAUAUGUGUUCAAGAAUAUGAUGAAGCUCACAAACAUUGAUGUGAACGAGACCGUUGAGGGUGACGAGAGAGUGUUUGAGAUCUGGCAUGAGCGCGAUGACUCUGUGAGAAAAUACACAUUGCAGGCGCGGACUUUUAUCAUCAAGAACUCCUGGCUCCGUGACCUCCGUGACCUUCAGCAGCGCUACAGCAUGCCAGCCUGGAGCUCUCCAGAUUUUGACGCAGUUUUGACAGACUACACAGCGGAGCUUGGACAGACAGUAAAGCUUGCCUGCAAGGUCACUGGUGCCCCCAAACCACAGGUCACCUGGUACAAAGACGGACAUGCCGUGGAAGCAGAUCCUCAUCACAUCAUCAUUGAGGACCCAGACGGCUCUUGCACACUCAUUUUGGACAACAUGACGGCAGAUGACUCAGGACAAUACAUGUGCUUUGCCACCAGCUCUGCGGGCAACGCCAGCACACUAGGCAAAAUCACUGUGCAGGUACCUCCACGUUUUGUGAAUAAGAUCCGGAACGCCACACUUUAUCCAGGAGAAGAUGCUCAGUUCACCUGCACCAUCCAGAGCGCACCAAGUCCCAAGAUAAGAUGGUUUAAGGAUGGUAAACUGCUGACAGACCAGGAGAAGUUUCAGACAUACAGUGAACCGCGCAGUGGGGUGUUGGUUCUAGUUAUCAAGAACCCUGGAGAACGAGAUCUUGGACACUAUGAGUGUGAGCUGUCGAACCGUUUGGGCAGUGCCAGGUGUGCCACGCAGCUGAUCACUCCUGCUGUGGCAAUGGCGCGAGAACGUAGAGCAGAUCAGGCCAUCAGUAUAGAAGUAACAGAACAAGAGACAAAAAUACCGAAGAAAACCAUAAUUAUUGAGGAGACUAUCACCACAGUGGUGAAGAACACCCGUAUGAAACGACACGUAUCCCCUCGUCCGUCGCCCAGGGGAGCUCACUGCUCCGAGACGUCCACACCCGAACCGCCCAGACAGAGACGAACCCUGGCCAGGAAGACUGUACCGACGCUGUACGUUCCAGAGCCGGAGGGUGCCACGGCCAGGAACCCAAGAUGGGUUGAAGUUGAGGAGACAAUCGAGUAUAAAGUGAACAAAUCACCCAAGUUACCAAGAAGAAGAGGCGUUUCCCCCAGCAAGUUCUCACCACCUGGCAAUCUAAACACUAAUAAUUCCAACAACAAGUUAGUAGAAGAGGCAAUGGGAGCCACAAUGGCUCUGCAAGCUUCUUCUGAUACACAUGAAGAGGAAACUGCACAGAAUGUGUUUGAAGUACCUUCAGGGAUCGACAAUAUGACAACAUUAGAAAUGAGUGACCCGUGUGUCUCUGAUGAAGAAACUAUUAUCAUGGAGCCUGAAGACGACGAACUUGAUGCUCGAGAUUGCAAAAUGCUGACUGAUGGGAAUCGAGUUCUUACUCUUGAAGAUCUUGAGGACUACGUCCCUCAGGCAGGUGAAACGUUCGGCAGCAGUACAGACCAUCACAUCUCCGUCGAGAAGCCAAGUGAGAUCUCGGUGUUGCAGAGAGAAAUUAACGAGUCUGUCAUUGGCAAACCCAUUGUGCUGAAUGUGGUACGUCCGGUGCCACCGGCAAAACCUCGCAUGGGAUUAUUUGGCUCCUUCAAGGAACACAUUUCCAGCAUGUUUAGUCCAGGUUCAUCGGCGGGUGGCAGCUCGCAGGCAAGGCGAGAGAAGACCAUACCUAUUCAUGUGACGGGAUCCAACUAUUCACGCCAUACCAGUAGCUUUGCGAGGCUUGAAGUCCUGCCGACGUACUGCUCCAUGGUCCAGAGAGAAAAGGAGGGAGGUCUGCAGAGCUUCAAAACGCAGGUUUCCACACAAACCCGCAACUACACGCCCACCGGACAGGUCACUCUUCAGAUCAGCAAGAAGAAGCCAUUUGAAAAGCAGUAAUCGAGAUGAAACCACUCAGGAUAGAUUCCCCGAUGCUUGUUUCCAGCAUGCAAAAUCAGAACAUACAACUAGGCCUAGUCUUAAAUGGGAACACUUCUGUAAAAUCUUGCAAUCUGGGAGUGUAAUUCAAUCGUAAAGCUUCUGCUAACAGCAGAUCAUUCCAUGUUGAGGCAAAUGAUUCACAAACUCCUUUAUAUCCCACAGUACCUAAUGAAGACUUUCUAUUUACUUGAGUUCAUGUGAGCUAAUGUGUAGCUGUGCUUGGAAUGCCAAGUCUGACACAACAUGAAUCCUGGUCCUGAAGAACCAUCGUCCUUCAGAGUUUAUCUUCAACCAGCUCCAACAAAGCUGUCUUGAAGUUCCUAGUAAGUCUGAAGACCUUAAUUAGCUGGUUCUGAUGUGUUUAAUUAGUGUUGUAUGUAAACUCUGUAGGACAGUGGCCCUUCGGGAACAGGUUUGGACACCUUUGGUCUAAUUAUUUCCUUUGUCUUAAGCAGAGGUUCUCCUCUCUGGCCCUCGAGGUCCACUUUUAGCUCCAACCUUGAUCACCAUUUUCUUUUUUAGUAAUCCUGAAGACCUUGAUUAGCUCGUUCAGGUGUGUUUGAUUAGGACUGGAUCUUCUGAGAAUCUCUGUACUAAGAUAAUACUUUAAGAAAUAAGAGGGUGUUUGUGUGUAUGUCAAGAAAUCCAAAUUAUGACUCAAAAAAUAUGAUUUUAUCUGAAUGUAAUUUAUAUGCUUUGUGGAAUUAAUGUACCUCAGCAAUACAUAUAUAUUUAACUGUUUUUCAAGUUGAUUGCAUGUGCUGUUCUUUGGUGUAAUGCACUGUGGGUUGUUGAAUUUGAGGUCUAAGUUGGGGUAUCAGAAAUCUUGAAUAUGUCAUCCUGCACUGAAGACAAUUCAAUGUGGUCAGCAUUGGUGUUGCAAUGUGAAUGUAUAGGGAUUUGUAGACUGACAAAGCAAUAGUUGUGGGAGAUUUUAAGACUUAAGAACCAUAACACAAAAUCUAUUUAAUGACUUUAGAAGAUUUAUUUUAAAAAGUAUUUCUUGUGCAACAUGACUUUAAGCACAUAGUAUUUACAGAUUUAAAAAGUUUUGCGAUUACUACUAAUAUGUGUGUUUGAACUUUAAAUACAAAUACAAAUUUUGUGUCAACCAAAAUUUGCAUGUGUAACAAAGUAUUGUUUUGGUGGAUCACAUGGUUUGAAAUGUUUUGGUAAAAGCAAAAUAAAUUAGGACUGCCAAGGGUUUUCAGCAGAUAAAAGAAAAAAAAAUUGAAUAAAUAUAAAAACAUCCUGAAGUUCUGCUUUACAAAAUAAGAGUA
This is a messenger RNA of Carassius carassius (crucian carp), 21952 nucleotides long. RefSeq names its product obscurin-like. The transcript is spliced from 83 exons. The record is from RefSeq and is a predicted model, not a curated record. Gene Ontology annotation, molecular function: guanyl-nucleotide exchange factor activity; protein binding. Lineage: Eukaryota; Metazoa; Chordata; Actinopteri; Cypriniformes; Cyprinidae. The coding region runs from base 162 to 20630 and encodes 6822 amino acids.